Adineta steineri is the source of this 1596-nucleotide messenger RNA. The record is from the annotation of a GenBank genome assembly. NCBI's taxonomy places the organism in Eukaryota, Metazoa, Rotifera, Eurotatoria, Adinetida, Adinetidae.
AUGACACAUACAGAAACAAUAACAAUGAAAAAAAAAGUUAUUUCAACUGCUGAACUCAAACAAUUAGUAUGUUCCGGUGGUGAUGAACGAUUAUUACUUGAUCCAUUAACUGGUGUUAAUAUGUAUGGUUGUCCACCAGGUCCGGUAGAACCAUCGACCUGGGUUCAUCUUUCGUCUUCAACAGCUACUCCUAUUUCUAAUGGUGGGUUUUCUCAUCUCGCAGAAAUAAUGACUACUCUUGAUGAAACCGAUGGUAGUGAUCCUGUUGAUGAAAGGCUGGAGGCAAUUCGUCAAGAAUUAUUUAAUUAUAUUGGUAUUACAUCAGUCGAUGCUGAUAUUGUUUUUGUACCUUCAGGUACUGAUGCUACUCUUCAAGCAGUCUUUCUCGCUAGAAUAUGUUUACCACGAGCGACAACGAUAUUAAGAAAUCUGGUUCUUGCAGCAGAUGAAGCUGCAGGUCGUGUAUUUAACGCUGCUUCUGGUUUUCAUUUUAACGCCAAAAAUAUUCGAGGUGAUGACGUAAUCAAGGGUACACCUAUUCCUGGUCUACAUGGACCUACUGGUGAUAAAACAAUUGAAUGUAUAGACGUUUCGUUUGAGAAGUGCCAGGAUGAAGCAUAUAUAGAAGAAUCUGUUGAUCGUCUUGUCAAUCAUAGUGGGGAUACGCAUGUUCUUCUUCAUGCUCUUGAUACUUCAAAAUUAGGUAAUCGAACACCUAGUCAUGAUUGUCUCAAUCGUAUUGAACAAAAAUAUAGUAAAGAAGCACUGACUAUUCUUAUAGAUGCAUGCCAAUUUCGCAUGUCACCAUGGCGUAUACGCGAUCAUAUCAAACGCGGACGAUAUAUUACGAUUACUGGAUCAAAAUUCUUCACUGGACCAGCAUUUAGUGGAGCUAUCAUUGUACCUGCUUGCUUUCGUGCUCAAAUUCAACAAGCUCCAGUCAAUAAUUAUAUGACUAACGAGCUUGCAGCUUAUUCAGCCAUCUCUGAUUGGCCUCAAUCGUGGACAAAUAUUCGUUCGUGUCUAAAUACCUAUACUACUGUAUUAUGGAAAUCGAAUAUUGGUCAGUUCUUACGAAUAACAGCAGCUAUGUUUGAACUUCGUCGUUAUUCAGCUAUACCAUCCUCAUGGCGUGAACAGUUUAUUGUUGCAGCGACUGCUGAAAUUCGAGCUGCAUUCUCUAGCGUUCCAGAUCUUCUUGAACCACUCGAAAACAAGACAAGAAAUUCCUUUUUUGAUGAAUUCGACGAAGAAUUUCGUCAUCUAACCAUUUUUCCAUUUUUUAUUCGUCAACCAAACAAAGUCAAAACUUUUCUUAAUCUGGAUGCAUGUAAAGAAUUGUAUCAAAAGUUACAAAUACCAAAUGAAACGAAUCCAAUAACAGUUGUCAUUGGACAGCCAGCAGCUAUCGUAGUCAAUGGUUAUCCAGACACUGUAACAACAUUUCGUUUUUCUAUUGAUGCACGUACUAUUUCCGAUGCAUUCGAACGAGCACAUGGUGCUGUCCCAGUAAAAACCGACAUACUUCAAUCUCGACUUAGAUUAAUUAUUAAGAAAAUUGCCGAUAUUGUCAACACAAACGACAAUCAAUCGUAA